This is a messenger RNA of Capronia coronata CBS 617.96, 1032 nucleotides long. RefSeq lists its product as uncharacterized. The record is from RefSeq and is a predicted model, not a curated record. Bases 1 to 1032 code for a protein of 343 amino acids. The transcript has 2 exons. NCBI's taxonomy places the organism in Eukaryota, Fungi, Ascomycota, Eurotiomycetes, Chaetothyriales, Herpotrichiellaceae.
AUGCUGAUGCCAUUGGCUAUCGAAGCGCCCAACAGAGCUCUGGAACUGGACCGAGAGCAGGACAACCCAGCCUGCCCAGAGACGAUGUCAGCUCGGGUUCGAGAUCGAGAGCGGCAGGCCCCAGGGACAACCGAGCAGAUCCAUCUAGUAGAGCUUCAGUCCCGCAACCAAUUUCUCGCGGAAGUGGCCGAGCUCCUCGAGAGGGUGAAUCUUACGACGUUGAAGACGGCAGAGUGGAACAUGGUUUUCUCCCGACUAGUACUCACCAAGCAACCGGAGCGAGAACAAUUCCCCUUCACCCAAAAUCAUAUCGAGGAUCGUGAACACAACCGGGGUGUGUCCAGUAGUCUGGCAGAGACAAGCCCUACAUCCACUACAACGGGGCGAGCUGCUCCUGUUUCCGGCCGUGCGGGAGCCCGCCCCGGUGCUGCGCACUAUUCAGUAGCCGGAGAGGCAACCAUUGCUUUGGAAGACAGCACACGGCUGGACGUCCGAUAUAACGUGAAACCAUCAUCAUUUUACAAAGUGGGAAGGGUCUUUGUCGUCUUAUGGCACGAGCCCUUCAGCAGCCUGCCUGGAAAUAGCCAGUCUGUUUCCCGGAAUACCUACACCAGUGAGAGAAAUGUCCCCGUCAGCACUGGACCGUACGGGGAGCCGAUAUACACUACACCACGUCGCAUGGUGGUGGUGCGAGAAGACCAUGGUCAUUGCGUCUGCGUCCAGAUCAACACAUAUGGCGGGAGGGGUCUAAAGAAGUUUAGACAGAUCCCCGCUGCCGUUGAAGCUCAUUCGAUCAUUUACAUGGACGGUACCGAAGCAAGAUGGCUGGAAGGCGAGCCACCGUCAAGCAAACGGCAUAUUGCUGUGAGAAGAGCGAAUCAGGGACAGAGGCUCGACCCAGCGAGCCGAGUCUGUUACUCCCGUCCUCACACUGUGGAGCACACUGUCAAAGCAAUGGACGUCGGAAUGGUCACUCGAGAUUGUGUGCCUCACCUGUUGGGGUACUAUGAAGCUCAGAAUAGGGUUUCAUGA